This is a messenger RNA of Branchiostoma floridae (Florida lancelet), 1052 nucleotides long. Its product is annotated as galanin receptor type 1-like. Gene Ontology annotation, cellular component: membrane. Gene Ontology annotation, biological process: G protein-coupled receptor signaling pathway. Gene Ontology annotation, molecular function: G protein-coupled receptor activity. The coding region runs from base 178 to 855 and encodes 225 amino acids. NCBI's taxonomy places the organism in Eukaryota, Metazoa, Chordata, Leptocardii, Amphioxiformes, Branchiostomatidae. The transcript is spliced from 4 exons. The record is from RefSeq and is a predicted model, not a curated record.
UUUUCAUCAUGUUUGUAUUUCUCUCUUUAGGUAACUGCUCAGGCAACCUGUCUGACGCUGGCCUCCGUGAGUGUUGACCGGUACUGCGCUAUUGUACACCCCGUGGCCUCCCUCACCUUCCGCCGGAAGGGUGUAGCCAUCUCUGUCAACGUUCUCAUUUGGAUCCUAUCUUUCCUGAUGGCCCUGCCGGUCCCCCUGCACUAUCGCCUGGUGGACUUGAACUGGAGACCGUACGGCUUGCAGACGAUCUGCCGCCCGGUCUGGCCGUCCAAAGACUUCGAGAAGGGGUUCGCAGUCUACACCUUUCUGGCCAUCUACUUCAUCCCGCUGGAUGUCUGCCUCAUCAGCUGCGUGCCCAUCAUCUACCGGCUGUGGCAUCGCUUUGACGGCGUCUCUGUCAUGGUGCCGCAGAACAAUGCAGAAAAGACCAGAAAAAGCACCUUCAUGGUCCUUGGUACCAUCAUCCUCUUCACCUUGUGCUGGCUGCCCAAUCACGUGAUCAACCUGUGGUGGCACAGCAGCACCAACAAACAGCUGACAGCCGCUGUCUACUACAGUAAGUUUGUGGGAAUCUGCCUUAGCUAUGCCAACUCCACCAUGAAUCCUUUCGUCUAUGCCAUUGUCGGUGACAACUUCAGGCAAUGCAUCAAGCAGACCUUCUGCAAGAAAAAACACAUGCAGAUACCGAGAGGGAACAGACGAGCAGGUCAGAGGGAAACGCUUCAGGUAGAUUCUCGGUUUCUGACCUGUAACGUAUCAGGAGCGUCAGGUAGCUCAUCAACGAAAAUACAGCUUUUUGUAAUGAAUAAGAUCGAAAAGGAAGUCACAUAUGUUGAACGAGAAACUGCAGUGUAAAACAUAAGUGCUAUUUCUGUGUAAAUACGGUGGUUUCAUACGGAAAAUGUUGCGGACAUGUUUAGAACAUAAUAUAAAAGAAAACGUAUAUUUCCUACCUUAGAAGUUGAGUUCUUCAUUGUAACUGCACAUUAAGCUAAGGGCACAACCCGCCGUACCUGCAACUGCGUGGUGUCUACGUGCCAAAACGUGGGCAA